Molecule: messenger RNA, 698 nt
Organism: Myxocyprinus asiaticus (Chinese sucker)
Lineage: Eukaryota; Metazoa; Chordata; Actinopteri; Cypriniformes; Catostomidae
Product: protein kish-A
Exons: 4
Coding region: 48-266 (72 amino acids)
Biological process (GO): intracellular transport; protein secretion
Source: RefSeq, a predicted model, not a curated record
UUCCACCAGGCACCGGAAGUGUGAGUUGGCUGGCCGCAGAUAUCGCCAUGUCUGCCAUAUUUAAUUUCCAGAGUCUGUUGACUGUAAUCUUACUGCUCAUCUGUACCUGUGCAUAUAUUCGAGCACUCGCUCCCAGUCUACUGGACAAGAACAAAACGGGAUUCCUUGGAAUAUUCUGGAAAUGUGCAAGAAUAGGUGAGCGUAAAAGCCCAUAUGUGGCAUGUUGCUGUAUCAUCAUGGCCGUCACAAUUUUAUUUUCGGAGUAGCGACAAGAUGAUCUGAGAAGAGAUAAAAAGCAGCUACAAGAUUCUACGACAGGGAACAAGAUCUGUGAUUUGUCAACAUUCAGACUCUCAUGGGCAGAACUGGGGUUCUGUUGAAGCACAGUAGUAAUGCAUGUCGAGUGAUCUUGAGGCAUUUCUCAGUCUCCUGGACCUAUUUUUGUAAAUACAAAUUGUUGUCGGCCUCCAUGGUAAUGUUUCAGUAGUCAUUGACUCAGCACUCAAAGCUGUUUUGAGGUAACCAAAUGUUUAUGGGUGUCAGAGGGUCGAAAUGCUUUUAAUAUGAAACAUUAGGGACAAAUGGGUUGCACAUACAUGUGCCUGAUAUCAUGCCUAUAUCAUCAUUCAUCUGAAUCUGUUGGAUCUGUUUUAAAUGGAGAUGUGAAUUUGCAUUAAAAGAUUAAUUUAAUACAGAAA